AUGUCCAUCGGGAGCAGCGAAACGGCUAAGUCUGCCUCACGCGGCUUCAAGAAAGUAAAGAAAAGCGCGAUGUUGACUCUCAGGAUCGGCGAAUACGUCGUCAAGACGCAGGUGGUCGCGCCGGUCGUUACGAAGGUCGUUCAGGAAUGGAAGGGCUUCAACCGUUUCAGAGACCGCCACCAGGCGGAGCGUAGGAACAAGACCUUGGACUGGUUCGAGGAUCGCGUGGCAACCAUGAGAAGGGAAGAAGAAAACAUGAGGCAGCGAAAGCAGGAACAACGACGAACCAAGCGGCGCGCCCAACUCAAGCAAGAACGCUCCCGAACUCAGCGAGAGGACUUCCUGAACGAGACGCGAGCGGAGUUCAAGCACCAGGCCGAUCUGAGGCUGACGACUUCCCUCGAGAAGGAAAGAGUGCGGGACUACUUCCUCGACAACAACGACGGCUGGCAGAUGCAGGCGCUCACGAGACACGUGCAGGAGGACGAGGACCGCGAGCGGCAGCGAAAGCGGGACGCGGAGGCCGAGAAAGUCCGACAGGGGGACGCAAAUCGGCAAGCUGCUGCCGACGAGUACCUUGCCGAGUACGACCGGGGAGAGGUGAUAACCCAGGCCACGCUCCGGAUCAUGCGGCGGUCGGGCAUCGUCGCGGGGGUCAACGCACCCCCCGCCGAGAUCAAGGAAGAGCCUCUCGAGACGGACACGUACCUCCUCCUUCGGCUCAAACCACCGGCGCCCCCGCCCACUCCAGCGGCCGAAGAAAAAGUCGAGAUGAAGAAGGAGGUCAACAACAACAACAGCGGGAGGCGCCUCCCUCCUCCUCUGGGGAUUGGGGGAAUCCGACAGAGCAGCGGCACAGGCGGGUCGAAGCCACCGGCUUUUCCGGCAGCCGGAGAGAGGAACGGGCACCAUCAGAGGGCGGGCCGCCAGACAGCGGUGACGGAAAUGCCGGGAAAAAACUCCUCGAGGAGCGUACAACCAGUACAAUCCGUCGAGGCCACACCAAACAACGGCGCUGGCCCAACAGCAGGACCAGUAGCAGCGGAAGGACGGAAGCCAUCUCGAGGCGGCGGGAUCAGAGGAGGAGGCGGCCGCGCGGGAAACCACAACAGAGGGAAGAAGCGGAGCUCGCAGGCGUUCGAGGUCGACCUGCUGCGCUUCCGCGGUGUGGAAGAAAUGCGGGGAUGGAAGCUGGGAGCCCCCGGGGGGGAAAGCCUGGCCUCGGACCUUGCGAGCGGCGCCUGUCCGCGCCUGAGCGUUCUCCGCCUGGGCUGGUGCCUGCUCGGGGACCGCGGCGCCUGCGCUAUCGUCCGCGCCCUCUGCGGCGGCGGCGGCGCCUCCGCCGCCGGGCGGACGCUGCGGACGCUGGACCUGCGCGGCAACGCGGUGACGGCGGUCGGCCUGAGGGUGCUCGCGGGCCCCCUCGCCUUCGGUGGGCUCCCGGCGCUGCGGGCACUCGACCUGGGGUCCAACUCGCUGCGCGACGAGGGCGGGAAGGCGGUGGCGCACCGGCUGCUGGCCGGCGCGGGGACGUGGCGGCGUCUUACUCGGCUGGACCUGUCCGGGAACGGGAUGGGGAAUGGCGGGGUGGAGGCCGUGUUCAAGGCCGUCACGGCCCCCGGGGUGACGCUCGCCCCCGACGUCGAGUUCAUCAGCCUCCUGCUCGAUUAA
Ectocarpus siliculosus is the source of this 1671-nucleotide messenger RNA. Lineage: Eukaryota; Phaeophyceae; Ectocarpales; Ectocarpaceae. The record is from the annotation of a GenBank genome assembly.